Anopheles nili is the source of this 6018-nucleotide messenger RNA. It is a transcript of the gene Sbf, whose product is annotated as myotubularin-related protein 13. The record is from RefSeq and is a predicted model, not a curated record. Lineage: Eukaryota; Metazoa; Arthropoda; Insecta; Diptera; Culicidae. The coding region runs from base 1 to 6018 and encodes 2005 amino acids. The transcript is spliced from 13 exons.
AUGUCGCGCCUGGCGGAUUACUUCGUCAUCGUUGGAUACGAUCACGAGAAAGAGCGUAAGUUGGAUGGCACAGGAUCGAGAAGUGGGAAAAUAAUUCAAAGAUUUCCCGAAAAAGACUGGCCCGAUACACCGUUUAUAGAGGGCAUUGAAUUGUUCUGCCAACCGCAAGGAUGGGCCCUCUCGACUGUCCGGCAGGAGCCGCAAUUCUUCGUCUCGGUUCUUACCGACAUGGACGGCAACCGGCACUACUGUGCGUGUCUAUGCUUCAAUGAAACAAUCGCCAUCACGCCCAGCAAACCGAUCGACGAGGAGGAAGAGGACGACAAUUUGUCUCCAUCGAGUGGUGGCCGUGGUGGAGCCGGUGGUACAGGAGUACUGGCCAACAAUGGUCCUCCUUCAAUAACGCACCACAGCAUCAUGUACGCCCCAAAGUGUCUCGUAAUCGUGUCCCGACUCGAGUACAUCGAGGCGUUCCGUAACUGCCUCGGGACGAUCUAUACAGUCUACCUGGAGAGUCUCAAAUUCCAGCUGCACUAUCUAAUCGGUAGUAUCCUGGGAUGCAUUCAGGUUCCACCACCAGGAGGGCCACCGGUGCGCUUCUCGAUUGGUGCCGGAGACAAGCAGAUCCUGCAACCGCCACUUUCCAAUACACUACCCGUGACAGGCUCGUGCGUAAGCUUGCUCUUCCACCAACUGGGUAUCAAGAACGUAAUGCUGCUGUUCUGCGCCGUUAUGACCGAGCACAAGAUAUUAUUUCACUCGACCAGCUAUACACGGCUGACGGACAGUUGCCGAGCACUGACGGCACUGAUGUAUCCCUUCCGGUACAGCCUCGUUUACAUUCCGAUAUUGCCGGCAUCCCUGCUCGAGGUCCUAACGAUGCCGACGACCUUUAUUAUGGGCAUCCACAGCUCGCUCCGUUCGGAAAUCAGCGAAAUACUGGACGUCAUCGUAGCCGAUCUCGACGGAGGAUCGAUACACAUUCCGGAAUCGCUAGUGCCCCCGAUCGCUCGGCUUCCGGCGGCCCUGUGGGACUCAACCGAACAUGCCCUUCGAAUGGUGCUGCACCCCGAGUUGGCUCUGGCCGAUCUUGCGUUCCCGCAGGGCAGUAAUGUCCAUAAAAAUGACGUCAUGCUCGACAAGGAAAUAAGGGCUGUGUUUAUGCGGCUUUUCGCGCAGCUGCUGCAAGGGUAUCGUUCCUACCUCACGCUCAUUCGCAUCAAUCCGAAGCCCAUCAUUCAGUUUCAUAGGGCUGGAUUUCUGGGAGCUCGGGAGCUGCUAGAUUGUGAGUUCCUGUCGCGCGUGCUCGACAGCAUGUUCUUUACCGGUUUCGUAACGGAACGGGGACCACCGUGGCGGGCAUGUGACGCCUGGGACGAGCUAUACAGCACGAUGAACGAUCUGCUAAAAACGGAAGCACACGAUCCCGCCCUAGUGCUCGCGCACAUACAGGAUCUGGCGAAGCAGCUGUACACGAACGAGUAUCCUAAUCCGCAACAGUUUCAGCUGAAAAUUCUGCGACCUCCGGAAGGAGCAUUUGCAAGAAUCCAUCAGCCACCGAUGGCGUUGAUCGACGGGCAGGAGGUACAGAACGUGAUUAACACUGGACUGCAGAAUAAUGAUCUUCAAUCGCGUAUGCAGCCGCUUCGGGUGAAACUACGCAUCGUUCCGAUGGGGCCGUAUCUGAAACCAGCCCCGCAGGAAUCGCGUCCGAUCGUUAACAAUAGCGCCCGGAAAUUGGAAGUUUUGCGAAACUGCAUCAGCUGCAUUUUUGACAAUAAAAUAACGGAGGCACGGAAGAGUUUCCCAGCGGUCUUGCGAAUAUUGAAGCAGCGGGAGGCUCGGCUUACGAUGUGUCGAGAGCUGGCCAAGAUCGGCCAGGGCAAUAAACAGCUUGAUCACCAGCAGUUUGAUCUCGUGAUAAAGCUGAUGAACCGCGCGCUGCAGGACGAUUCGGCGAAAGACGAGUACGGCGUGGCAGCUGCCCUGUUGCCCCUGUCUUCGUUGUUUUGCCGGAAACUGUGCACGGGUGUGAUCCAGUUCGCGUACACCUGCAUCCAGGAUCAUCCGGUAUGGAAAUCACAACAGUUCUGGGAGGACGCCUACUACCAGGAAGUGCAGACGGCCAUCAAAGAGCUCUAUCUACCGCUUGCCAACUGGCCGAAACCUAGCGGUGGAAUGCUCGGAGACAGUGUCGCCCUAAUGUCGCAGUCUAUUUCGCGUGACAAACUGGACCGCGCUUCGAUGCUUUCCCGUGCGCAGGAACCAUCGGCGCUAGAGAUUGCGGCCGAUCAGAUGGGCAAGUGGGCUACGAUGGACGUGAACACGCAGCAGGAGCUGACCAAUAAGGAAGAAAGCACACUGUACAGCCACGCGAUUCACUACGCGUACCGGAUGGUGUACCUGUUGAUUCCGCAAGACGUUGGCGGAGCCACAGGUCGUGUCCAGCGGGAUAAGGACGGUCGACAUCUCGAGGACGACACCAGCGUGUCGAAUAGUGUGAUCGAAUCGCGUAGUCAUAACAGCGACCGCAACAGUGACGAGGGUUUUGAUGAGCACGAUCCGGGCGAAACGGGCAGCGCUGUCACGAAGAUGGUCUGCAAGUUUAUUGAUCGUGUCUGCACGGAAGGGAACGUAACGGCGGAGCACGUCCGGAACUUGCACCAAAUGGUACCGGGCACGAUACAGAUGCACAUCGAGACGCUAGAGGCGGUGGCGCGCGAAACCAAGCGGAUUCCUCCGAUACAGAAACCCAAGCUACAGUAUCCGGUGCUGCUGCAAGACGAAAAGAUCAUUGGCGAACUGCGAGCGUACCUUCUGGCAGAUGGGCGUGAGGACAAGGAGGGUGGCAGCAGUGGCACAAUGUUGCCGGCCGAAGGCGCCCUUUUCCUAACCAAUUAUCGGGUGGUUUUCCGCGGAUCUCCCUGUGAUUCGUACUCGUGCGAGCAGAGCGUAGUGCGGGCGUUUCCUAUUUCUUCGCUGACGAAGGAAAAGCGGCUAACGGUGAUCUAUCUGCAGCACCUGGAACAGGUGUUGCCGGAGGGCAUGCAGCUGCGCUCGUGCACCUUCCAGCUGAUCAAGGUCGCGUUCGACGAGGAAGUACCGCAGGAGCAGGUCGAAGCGUUCCGGAAAGCGGUACACAAGAUACGCCACCCGGAGGAUGAGUUUGGACACUUUGCCUUUGCCACGCACGCAUUCGCCCAUCCCGGGCUGCUUGGGCCGGGUCACAAGGUGAAGGAGAAAAACGCUACGUUGAAGGAUUUCGCGAAGAAAACGCUGCUACGGACGGCGAAAAAGGCAGGCUUCAAGCAGAAGGCUGGGGCAACGAAGCGCAAGUACAUUCUGCCCGGUGCUAUCGAGUAUGAGGACACGUACGGUAAGAAUAACAACAACGAUGAUGAUGAUGCAUCGGACGACGGCACCGACACGCUGCCCCGAGUGCACGUGAAGGACGUGGAACGAUUGAAGGAACGAAGCUACGUGCGGGAUUGGUUGCGACUAGGACUGGGUGAUGUUCAGACGACCGGAUACCGGAUCUCUUCGGUGAACAGCAAUUACAGCAUUUGCCGCACGUACCCGGCGAUGAUGGUUUGCCCGAAAGAGGUGACGGACGAUUCGCUGAGGUGUAUGGUGCGGUGCUACAAACAACAUCGGAUACCGGUGGCCACUUGGCGUCAUCGUAAUGGGGCCACACUGUUGCGUGGUGCCGUACCGCAAGCGAAAGGAGUGAUGGGAAUGCUGAAGGGACACCCGGGAUCAGCGAACACGUCUACCGACAGUACCAGCUUCCAGGAGCAGGAUCGUUACUUUGUGCAGGUGAUCAAAAUGACACCACAUACGCGCACGAUUCGACACCAGGCGUGGGGUGGUUUGUCCGAUUCCAACAUCUCGCUGGAUUCGCUGGCCCUGACCGCAAGCAAUCUAAUGACACGCUCGGACAUGUCCACUCUGACACCGGAUGUGGGACGGAAGCACUUGCGGGAUGUGAACCACUGGGAGGGUCCUGGUGGCCAUCACCAUCACCAUGGCGCCGUAGCGGCUGGGGGCCAAGGAGGCCAACAGGCGCAUUAUGCUUUCCAGCGCAUGCCACUCUACUUCCUGGGCGAAAAGUCUCAGUCGAAAUCGGCCAAACUGUCCGAGAUGUACGCGGAGUUCAUCCCCGUCGAUUACACCGACGUGCGGCAUUCGCGGACCGCCUUCAAAAAGCUGAUGCGAGCCUGUCUGCCGUCGUGCGAUACGAAUGAACCGGAACAGACGUUUGCGAAGCUGGUUGAGCAAUCAGACUGGCUGCAACAAAUUCGCGGGCUGCUGCAGCUUUCCGGAGCUGUAGUAGAUCUGAUGGAUUUGCAGGAAUCGAGCGUGACGCUGGCCCUCGAGGAUGGGUGGGAUGUGACGGCGCAGAUUUCCUCCCUGGCACAGCUGUGUCUCGAUCCGUACUAUCGCACGAUCGAGGGCUUCCGGGUGCUAAUCGAAAAGGAGUGGCUCGCUUUUGGGCAUCGCUUCGGACACCGGAGCAACUUGAAACCAAACUCAAGCUCCGGUUCACCGUUUGCACCGACGUUUCUGCAGUUUCUGGAUGCGGUGCACCAGAUCCAGCUGCAGUUCCCGCUGGCAUUUGAGUUCAACGAGUUCUAUCUUCGGUUCCUGGCUUAUCACCACGUGUCCUGCCGUUUUCGGACGUUUCUGUUUGAUUGUGAACUGGAGCGUGUAGACUUUGGCAUAACGGCGAUCGACGACAAGCGCGGAUCACUCAAUUCGCAUCACAAGCACGUGGUCGAGGCGCUUACGAUCUCGGAUGACGACAAUCUCAUCUAUCCCGGUAUGGGAGUUGUUAGUGGAAGUGGCCCAUCGGGAGGUGCCGGCUUUGGUCCGUCUCUCUUCGACUUCAUCGAGCGGCAGCACGCGAAAUCGCCCAUGUUCUACAACUUCAUGUACACGCCGGAUCCAGAACGGACGGUGUUACGGCCACAGAGUGCGAUCUCGGUGCUGGAAAUUUGGUCGUACUACUUGGGUGAGGAACUCGCACAGGGACCUCCGUACGAUCCGGAGCUGGUUGGUAGUGAUACUAUGGAGGACGAUUGCGAUUACAUGUUCUCAACGCCAAGACGCCGUGUAGUGACAGUAAAUUAUGACAGCUUGAGCCGGUACGAGGCAGAUGCGUUCACCAAGUUGCUGGAUGAGCUAAAAACGGCCGAAGCCGAGCGAGGCCUGCUACCCCAAAAAUGGCGCCAGGUAUGGGAUAAGCUCGAACCGCCACAUUCCGACUCGCUGACACGGCACGCAUCAUUCAGCAGUGCGCUCGUACGAUCGCACGGACGGUUGCUGCACAAGAGAUCAACAUUGGAAAUCCUGAUGCGUGGCCGGCAGGCUGGUUUUCAUCAGGAAAAUUUCCUGCAUCCACAUCGGUUCGACAAGCACGUCUAUUCGGCACCGGUCAACUGCAACCACUGCGGUAACGUCCUUUGGGGACCCCUACUAAACGGCUUGAGGUGCGUUGAUUGCGGUAACACGUAUCAUGAGAAAUGUGCGGAAUCGGCCCCGAAAAACUGUACCAAAUACAAGGCGGUGGAAGGUGGCACUCAACCGACACUCGGUCGCACACAGGGUGAUAAUAACAGCGUUACAUCGAGCGUUAAUACGACCAACACGAACAGUCAGCAUUAUUACGAGCAGUACGACAGUAAAGUGGCCGAUGAUCGUACCCACGAAGGAUACCUUUACAAACGAGGUGCAAUUUUGAAAAACUGGAAGCAACGUUGGUUCGUGCUAGACUCGCACAAACAUCAGCUGCGGUAUUAUGAUACGAUGGAUGACUGCAGUUGCAAAGGAUACAUAGAACUUGCCGAGGUUCAAUCUGUCGCUCAAGCACCUCCACAAACGGCUCCGGCUCCCUCGAAGAAGGUGGAUGAUCGAGCAUUUUUCGAUCUCAAAACCAGUCGACGCACGUACAACUUUUACGCCCAGGAAGCAUCCAGUGCACAGGAAUGGAUCGAGAAAAUUCAAGCCUGUCUUCAGUAG